AUGUCCGCGAAGGUUCGUGCUUUGCGAGGACGAUUUCUGGCAGUUCAAGGUGAUUUGAUUGCGUUUCGUUUCUUCAACGAGAACACUGGCGAUGUAAUCCGCAUAAUCAACAGAGUGUCACGUAAUCGUCGUCUUAUCAAAGGUUUUUCCAAAGCUCCAGUGGAUCUUCGGUUCGCUACACACCUUCCGCUUCUUGCAGUGGUUGAUGGAGAAUCCAACCUACAUGUUUACUCUGUUGCAGCGGAUUGUCAAGAUGUGGAAACUUACAUGACUAUUAUGAACUGGCCAGGCGGCACAUCCGAUAGUACGCCUCGUGUUGUCUGGUGUCCGUAUGUCGCAGAAAACCCUUCUGAUCCGUCAGACAUUGUGAACAUGGUUGCCCUUUUCAAGAAAAAUACGGUGUACGUAGUGAACCUCAGCAUUCUGAAGGAGCGUGGAUCAAGAGUGACGUAUGAGGAAGCACUGGCUGUGGAAGAAGCCAUUUUAUCAGUGGAAGUUGAAGAGGAAGUUACCGCCGUUUGCAUCUCUCCCGAUUCUACGGCUGUCGCUAUUGCUCGUGCUGACGGAGUCGUAUCGUUUUAUGUGAUGAACUCAAAUGAGAGCGAACUGAAAUUUGCUCACACAUGGAAUCCCCAGAUGAACAGGCCGAUCGUCGAACUUUUCUUCCUUGACGGUGCUCGUCAAAAGAAUCAGGAGCAGUUUUGGCGCCACUGCCUUGUAGUGGCCGAAGGAGGUCGUCGAUUGGCUCUUUUCGAAUGUGAAGACUGGCGUUGUCUUGGUCGCGUCCGCUUUGAAUCUUCUGUAGAGAUCGCCACCUUCAGCGUUCACGUUGACCCACAAGCACGAUAUGCUCAUAUUCUAGACAUCGACGGAUCGAAUGUGUUUUGUGUUGAACUGGAAUAUGCUGAUCAUCCUCGAUUUGCUGGUAUCACGCAAGUUACGUUUUCUCACCCAAUUGUGGCUGUCGUCCCAUAUGAGGUGGAUACGGAAGAAAAGCACGACUCCAGCGUAGACUACUCCCUGGACGACGAAUUUGAUGGCGAUCGUAACCGCAAUGAGGUCCUCGCGCAUUACAUCGCGAUCGGGCAUCGUAGCCUCCUUCAACUUGACGUUCACUUGGAAUUGGCCGAGCAGCACAAGCCCCUUUCGGAUGCAAUGCCGGCACUUAAAACUGGUGGUGAUGCUGAAGGAGAUGAGCGUGGCAACGAAGGGCCUAGUGAUUUGCUUACUGUUGCGCCUGCCGCUGCAGCGAACUCUACUACUCCUAUAGACUACGAAAAACUAAUGGAACAGUUGAGAGAAAUGAGUGAUAAGAUUGAACAGCUUUCCGUGCGUGUUGAAAGAGCUGACAGUGAGCGACGCUCGGCCGCCACCAACGAACACAUUCUGUCACAGCUGCAAUGUUUCACUAGCUCAAUUUUCGAUGAGUUUUACUCCGGAACAUGCGUGCGCGAAUGUGCAGAUGUCCAGUUUCUUUUGGUUUAUGUUGCAUCGCAAAUCCGUGCACCGUGCAGUCAGACUGCAGAGCUGGAUGUUUCAGAAGAAGAGUUCUCGCUACGUGAAGAUCGUCUGCUGGCGAAUGUGUCUGACUUGAUCGAGACGAACCAUCGCGAAACGAUUAAUGUUGUUCGCAAUGCGCUCAAUGAGAAUUCAGUAGCCGUGGAAAACUCUAUACAAGCAAAUCAUAAGGCGAGUUACAGUUUUGACUAUCCUCUCAGGAAUCAGUUUUGCUUUAAACUUAGCGCAGAUGCAGUCUCUCACCGAGUUACCGAAAGAUUACGUGAGUCGUUAACAACAAUGGUGGUACCAGCCAUAGAACGGAUUUGUGCUCAGCUUUUCAAGCAGCUAAAUGACAACUUUCGUCAUGGUCUUGAUCAGUACCUUCAACAAAUGCGAGCACUGCAGACAGCUACUUUGGCAGCAGUUGCCGCAACCGCCACUCCAGCCCCUUCACUUUCUGUCGGUGCUGACCGCCAGGCGCUUGCUCAUAUGAUCAAAACUAAUCAAAUACCCCUUGCAUUUGAAACGGCGUUGAACCAGGGUGAUCAAACUGCUUUGGAAUUUGUCUGUAACAAUGUUGAUCCUGAUGAGAUUUUCCGUUAUCCGGGUACGCUCUCACAACCUGUGCUACUAUCUCUCCUGCAGCAGCUCUCUUUACGCCUCGACUCUGACACUGAUCUGAAAUUUCGGUGA
Messenger RNA from Haemonchus placei, 2193 nucleotides. Lineage: Eukaryota; Metazoa; Nematoda; Chromadorea; Rhabditida; Trichostrongylidae. The record is from the annotation of a GenBank genome assembly.